Molecule: messenger RNA, 988 nt
Organism: Balaenoptera acutorostrata (minke whale)
Lineage: Eukaryota; Metazoa; Chordata; Mammalia; Artiodactyla; Balaenopteridae
Gene: SLC51B
Product: solute carrier family 51 subunit beta
Exons: 5
Coding region: 581-973 (130 amino acids)
Biological process (GO): bile acid and bile salt transport
Cellular component (GO): plasma membrane
Molecular function (GO): transmembrane transporter activity; protein heterodimerization activity
Source: RefSeq, a predicted model, not a curated record
CCCAGCCCAUUCCCCUGGGCUGGCAAGAGGGUCUGGAUGUUUUCUUUUUACUUGAGGCCAACAGAUGAGAAGGAGAGCACUGGGCUCCUGGUUCUUGCUGAUUGUGAAAGUCAGGUGGAGCCUGUUUGCCAUCUGAGGCCUCUCAUUCAAGAGGUCAGUCACCGCCAAGUGACAGAGAAGGCUCCAGGCGUGUGCUAAAUGCAGAGCUACCAGAUGGGCCUGGCUGCCCCAGGCUCUGCAGCGCUGCCCCCUAGGUGACAGCUGUGCAAAAGCUCAGGUGCAAAGACCAUCAGUAUUGCCCAGAAAGGAGGAAGAGGAACAGAGAAAUCGGUGCUGCUCCCAGCAGCAGAUCAGACAAGUCCUCGGAACCAAGGACCCAGGUCUAGAUAUCGGUUUCUUCUUGGAGAACGGGAGUCCCCUGCAAGAGUCCCACAGCCCAUCAGUGGCUCAGUCCUCCUCACUCCCAGCAGGCUUUGGGGCUUUGCAAAGAGCCAGAACCUAGGAGGCCAGGAGAGCACCUGGGGGCGAAGGGGCCUAAGGACUUUGUUGUCAGAAACAUAUCCCAACCAGGAGCAGUGGCAUGGGCUACAAUGAGGAGCUUACUGGAGCCCCACCUGGCACCGAGGUGCCUCAGGAGCUGCUGGAAGAAAUGCUUUGGUUUUUUCGCGUAGAAGAUGCAACUCCUUGGACUAGUUCCAUGUUUGCCCUGGUGGCCGUGGUGGUCGUGAUAAGCAUCGUCUUCUUGGGAAGGAACAUCCAGGCAAACAGAAAUCAAAAGAGGCUGCCACCGGAAAAACAAACUCCAGGAGUCCUGUACUUGGCCGAGGCCAGAAACAAAGAUGACAACAACCUGACCACCCUAAGAGAGACUCUGCUCUCAGAAAAGCCAAAGUUGGCCCAGGUGGAAAUGGAGGUAAAAGACAGUGAAGUGCCGCCAGCCAUUCUUCCAGACCCACGAGAAUCUGAGCGCUAGUCAGGGUGCAGGGCA